CCAUUUUAAGCUGCUGCACCGGUAUUUAUUCAAGAAGAGAUCGUUUCUAGCGCACUUGUAGUCUGGUGCUAACCUGCGUAGUGUUUAGUUGCUUUUAAUUAAAGAACGGAAAGGCGUAUUUUUAAAAGCAAGCAAUACAGUGUUUUAUUUCAUUUAUUUUAUUGCGUGUGAGAGAAGGAAGGAAGGAAGGAAGGAAAGAAUGUCCUCCGAAGCACCUGAAUAUUCGGCUUUCUUUGCAGUGAUGGGCGCCUCUGCAGCCAUGGUGUUCAGCGCCUUGGGAGCAGCCUAUGGCACAGCGAAGAGUGGAACAGGUAUUGCAGCCAUGUCGGUGAUGAGGCCGGAGCUGAUCAUGAAGUCCAUCAUCCCCGUAGUCAUGGCGGGUAUCAUUGCUAUCUACGGCCUGGUCGUGGCAGUGCUAAUCGCCAACUCCCUUGCACCAGGCAUCACACUGUUCAAGAGCUUUCUACAGCUUGGAGCAGGGUUGAGUGUUGGUCUCAGUGGGCUGGCAGCUGGCUUUGCCAUCGGCAUCGUGGGAGACGCGGGAGUCCGGGGCACAGCGCAGCAGCCCAGGUUAUUUGUGGGCAUGAUCCUGAUCCUCAUUUUCGCUGAAGUCUUGGGUCUGUACGGUCUGAUCGUCGCCCUGAUCCUCUCCACAAAAUAAAUGUCCAAUGCUGCUAAACUAAACUCAAAUAAAUAAAUAAAAAGCUCCGUAAAAUGUUUUGGUCUUAUCUCCACGAUGUGUACAGUUGUCUCAAUUUGGUAGUCAACUUCUUGUAAAUGCGCAAUGUAUGUUUAGUGAUUCGUCUGUGUGUGUGUGUGUGUGUGUGUGUGUGUGUGUUUUACAGAGCUAGAUUAUUACUUAUAUUUUUUUGCAGGUUAGCCAAGGUUAUUUGUCUCCCAGUGUCUUGGGAGAACUGACUGGGGCUAACCUGGUGGGACACUGUUUACAGUUUCCAUGUUGACGUUGAGGAACUAUCUAUACACAUAUGGAAUAGAGAUGCUUUCUUUUUCACUGGAUAUUUUAUUUAUAAAGAUUUGAAAUGUUCAUACAAUUAAGUGGAGCAAAGUCCUUUUAUUGAAUCCCCCAUGAUAAAUAUAUAUUAUAAAUAAAUAAAUAUAUGUAUGUAUAGGUAGGUUAUUGCACCGUGGGUAAUUGUGAAGUGCUUGGAAUUCCUUUGGGUGUAAUUGGUUUUAAAAAGGAGAUUGCUGUUAGUGUCCUGGUAUUGGAGUGGGAGUUCUCUCUUUGUGUGUUUAAUUAUAAUGCAGACAUUCUCAAAACACUUGUAAUAUGUUUUCCUGUAGUACAUCUGUAUGAUUCUAUUGCAUUAAGGUGUGCACCCAGUGAUGGGUUUCAUAUGUCUUAAUAUUUCCAAAUAAAUUUCCUCAACUUGUG
Molecule: messenger RNA, 1393 nt
Organism: Polyodon spathula (Mississippi paddlefish)
Lineage: Eukaryota; Metazoa; Chordata; Actinopteri; Acipenseriformes; Polyodontidae
Product: V-type proton ATPase 16 kDa proteolipid subunit
Exons: 3
Coding region: 200-661 (153 amino acids)
Biological process (GO): proton transmembrane transport
Cellular component (GO): proton-transporting V-type ATPase, V0 domain
Molecular function (GO): proton-transporting ATPase activity, rotational mechanism
Source: RefSeq, a predicted model, not a curated record